AUGAGCAACACCUUCGUCGAACGCCGGAAACAUAACGCCCAUUCGCUGGAAAUCCCCGACGAGGAUUCCGCCGAUGCCACCGCGCGGCUGAUGGGACGGGACAAUUUCAGCCUCGAUACCCCCGUGCCGUCCUUCAAACCGGAGAAGGACGGCCACGGCGAAGAUGCAGCCGGCGCCGGCGCCGGCGCAAAGGGUUUCUUCGAAUUGCCCGAGCAGGACCGGAAGAACUUCAUGCUCCUCGUGCUGCUGUAUUUCUUGCAGGGCAUCCCCAUGGGUCUCGCCACGGGGAGUGUGCCCUUCUUGCUCAAAUCGCAUCUUAGCUACGCGCAGAUCGGCAUCUAUUCGCUCGCGUCAUAUCCAUACAGUCUGAAGCUGCUGUGGAGUCCGAUCGUGGAUGCCGUGUGGAGUAAGAAGGUCGGGAGGAGAAAGAGUUGGAUUCUGCCCAUCCAGAUGAUGUCGGGAUUGGGCAUGUUGUGGUUGGGCGGUCAUGCCGAGAGCAUGAUGGUCAAGGCUGGGGCGGACAAUGGCGCGGGCGUCUGGGGGUUUACCGGGUGGUGGUUUGCUUUGGUUUUCAUGUGUGCGACGCAGGAUAUCGCAGUGGACGGCUGGGCCCUCACGCUGCUUUCUCCGAGCAAUCUAUCCUACGCGAGUACGGCGCAGACCGUCGGCCUCACCGGAGGCCAAUUCCUUUCAUAUACCGUUUUCCUCGCCCUCUCCUCCUCCGACUUUGCCAACAAAUACUUUCGCUCCACGCCUCUUUCCACCGGACUAUUGAAUCUCAACUCAUAUCUCACCUUCUGGGGCUGGGUCUACCUCAUCGUGACGCUGGGCCUGGCGCUCUUCAAACGCGAGGAACGCAGCAAGGACAAAGACAGCCUGCUCUCCGUCUACAAAACCAUGGGCGGCAUCCUCCAGCUGCCCAACAUCCAGAUCUUCAUCGUCAUCCACCUCAUCGCCAAAAUCGGCUUCCAGGCCAACGACGCCGUCACCAACCUCAAGCUCCUCGACAAGGGCUUCAGCCAGGAAGAUCUCGCCCUGACCGUGCUCAUCGAUUUCCCCUUCGAGAUGCUCCUGGGCUAUUACGCGGGGACCUGGAGUGAGAAGUACAAGCCCAUGAACGUCUGGACCACCGCUUUCACUGGCCGGCUCCUCGCCGCGGUCUUCUCCAUGUUGGUCGUCAUGUUCUUCCCCACCGCCACCGGCACCACGAACUCCUACCUCCUCGUCGUCAUCAUCCAGCACGUCUUCUCGACCUUUAUGAACACCGUCAUGUUCGUCUCCAUCUCGGCCUUCCAUGCCAAGAUUUCGGACCCGGCUAUCGGGGGGACGUACAUGACUCUUCUCGCGACAAUGUCGAACCUCGGCGGCACCUUCCCGCGCUUCUUCAUCCUGCGCUUCGUCGACGCCUUCACGAGCGCGACCUGCCACCCGCCUCUCACCCCGCCGCUGGAUCUCAAAGACUCCAGUCUCCUCAUCACCGCGCCAUUCUCCUGCGUCGCCGAAGUCGACAAACACCGCUGUUCCGCGGGAGGUGGCCUCUGCUCCAUGGAGCGCGACGGCUAUUAUAUCGUGAAUGUCCUGUGUGUCGUUUUCGGCGUGAUCACGUUUUGGGGCUUUAUCAAACCUGCGGCGCUGAGGUUGCAGGGACUGCCGUUGCGGAAGUGGAGGUUGGAGGGAUGA
Molecule: messenger RNA, 1680 nt
Organism: Dissoconium aciculare CBS 342.82
Lineage: Eukaryota; Fungi; Ascomycota; Dothideomycetes; Mycosphaerellales; Dissoconiaceae
Product: MFS general substrate transporter
Exons: 3
Coding region: 1-1680 (559 amino acids)
Cellular component (GO): membrane
Molecular function (GO): acetyl-CoA transmembrane transporter activity
Source: RefSeq, a predicted model, not a curated record